Papilio polytes (common Mormon) is the source of this 1258-nucleotide messenger RNA. RefSeq names its product probable RNA 3'-terminal phosphate cyclase-like protein (gene Rtc1). Gene Ontology annotation, cellular component: nucleolus. Gene Ontology annotation, molecular function: RNA endonuclease activity. Bases 90 to 1241 code for a protein of 383 amino acids. Gene Ontology annotation, biological process: endonucleolytic cleavage of tricistronic rRNA transcript (SSU-rRNA, 5.8S rRNA, LSU-rRNA); ribosome biogenesis. The transcript has 6 exons. The record is from RefSeq and is a predicted model, not a curated record. NCBI's taxonomy places the organism in Eukaryota, Metazoa, Arthropoda, Insecta, Lepidoptera, Papilionidae.
UUCACCACGUGCGUUUGCUUUGUACACAACAUAUUUAUUCGCAAUUUCUUAAUUAUAUUAAUUUAAUCAAAGUGUACUAAGAAAGUGUAAUGCCGGCAGUAAUAAAAGACAAUGUACUCGUAUACAAAGGUUGUAACUUGUUCCGCCAGAGGUUGCUUCUAUCGGUUUUAAGCGGGCGAGCUAUCAAAAUAGAGGACAUUCGGAGUAACCACGAUGAUCCAGGACUGAGAGAAUACGAAGUGAAUUUGAUCCGUCUUAUAGACAAAAUAACAAAUGGUACGAGGGUGGAGCUGGGCGAGACAGGGACAUCUAUGUACUUUCAGCCUGGUAUACUUGUUGGUGGCCAAGUUACACACAGCUGUUGCACUCAACGAGGAAUAGGGUAUUAUUUGGAGGUUCUGUUAGCUGUUGGUCCGUUCUGCAAGGAGCCACUGAAUGCAGUACUGCAAGGUGUAACACAUCAUGAUCUGGAUGUAUCUGUGGACAAAGUCAAGUUGGCAGCAUUACCUGUGCUCCUUAAGUUCAUACUGGUUGAUGAUGGAUUAGAACUCAAGGUUGUUAGAAGAGGUGCUCCACCCUUAGGAGGUGGUGAAAUAGUGUUCCGUUGUCCAGUGCGUCGUCAUCUACGACCAUUACAGUGGACUAAGUGGGGGCUGGUGAAGAGAAUUCGAGGUGUUGUGUACGCACUACGUGUAUCACCCACAUUCGCUAAUAGAGUUGUAGAAUCCGCAAAAGGGGUUAUGCUAAAUUUCCUCCCAGAUGUAUAUAUAAACACAGACCAGUGUAGAGGACCAAACGCUGGCAAGAGUCCAGGUUUUGGUGUCAGUUUGGUUGCGGAGACCAAUGAAAAGACCUUUUAUUGUGCGGAAGCUAAAUCAGAAGAGGUAGGCAGUGGGGAGAUAUCAUUACCAGAGGAGAUAGGAAAGCAGUGUGCAAUGAAGCUGGCAGAUGAGAUAUAUCGCGGCGGAGCGGUGGACUCCUCCUUCCAAUGGCUGGUAGCACUCUGGAUGGCAUUAGGACAGAAGGAUGUCAGUGAAUGUGUGGUGGGACCGUUGUCUGAUUACACAAUAAGUUUUCUGCAGCAUCUCAAAGAGUUCUUUGGAGUGAUGUUUAAGUUGGAAGUCCUACGCUCUGAGUUGGAAGAGUCUGACGAGGAAGAGGAAAAUACGAUUGAAGCUAACAAGGUCAAAAUGACAUGUGUCGGUAUAGGUUAUGUUAAUAUUAGUAAAAGAACAUUGUAAUAAAUAUUUAUCAAACA